UCACACCACAAUCAUUCAUAAGGCAAAGCAACACAUAUAUACAAGCCAGAGAUAUGCAUCUAUAAUGUGACAUAGCUAGCACUUCAGACAGAUGGGGAACAACAUAGGAGGAAGAAAGAAAGCAAAGGUGAUGAAGAUCAACGGCGAAACCUUCAUGUUAAGGACUCCAAUACAAGCCCGGGAAGUAGUAACUGACUACCCCGGUCAUGUAUUACUGGAAUCCGAGGCAGUGAAGCAACUUGGCAUUAGAGCUAAGCCAUUGCAACCACAACAAGAAUUGAAGCCCAAUAAAAUAUAUUUCCUAGUAGAGCUGCCAAAAGUAUCCGAAGAUAAGAUGCCAAGGCGUGUAAAAUCCGGUGUACAAAUGAGUGCAGAGGAGCGGCUUGAGUGCCUAAUGUUAUCGCGAAGAUCAAAUUCAGAUCUUAGUGUUGUUAGACAGCCAAAUCCUCUGUCUGGUGGGCAGGGUAUGAGUUCGGGUCCCCUGAGGGUUAAAAUGAGGCUGCCAAGGGCUGCAGUGGCUAAGUUGGUUGAAGAAAGCAGAGAUGAAGCAGAGGUGACUAGUAAGAUCAUUGAUCUUUAUAUGGAGAAUGCCGGCAAAGUUGAAAGCGCGGCCUUGGACAAAGAUCAAUGGAAGCCUGGUCUUGGUAGCAUUAGAGAAAGUUUCAAGGCACAUGAGGUAUCUCUUUCGUGAAGUACCAAUUUGUAAUGCUAUGUUUCUUCAAAUCCUCUAUAAUGUAGGUUCUCAGAAGUGUGAAAUAGGUCAAUGAGCACCAAAAUGAAAUUGGCCUUUAGUUUUAUAA
Molecule: messenger RNA, 800 nt
Organism: Cornus florida
Lineage: Eukaryota; Viridiplantae; Streptophyta; Magnoliopsida; Cornales; Cornaceae
Exons: 1
Coding region: 92-691 (199 amino acids)
Source: RefSeq, a predicted model, not a curated record